ACAUUCAUGGUUCGAACAAAUCAAAGAAGCUAUUGAACAUGAAGCAAAGAGUUUUCAUUCUUUGAAAGCCGAAGGAAAUGUUAUGAAAGCUUUUGAUGAUUUGGAUGAUAGAGUUAUUGAGAAAUUAAAGGACACUACUCUUUAUCCCGAACUUGAAUGGGACGCAACUGUGAGAAAUAAUAAUGAUUUAAGUGAAGAAGAAAUAAAAUUUAUUCAUGAUAGAAAACUUUUUAUCCGUGAAGCAUUCGCAAAAUAUGUGGGAGUCGAUGUUAGUGAAAUUCAUGUUGAUGAUAUUCCAGUAAUUGCAUUUAUCGGAAGCGGUGGAGGAUACAGGGCCAUGAUUUCUUUUACUGCUUUUCUCAGGGCCAUCCAAGAAUCUGGACUUUAUGAUUGUGGUGUAUAUCUUGCAGGUCUCAGUGGUAGUUGCUGGAAUAUGAGUCAACUAUAUUCAACAAUUGGUCAAUCACACGAGAAUCCAAUUCAAGCAUUGUUAGAAUUUUAUAGAACCGGACUUGAACAUAGUUUUAUUGAUGCAUAUGGCGUCUUAAAAGGAUUUGCUGAAACUUCUGAUCCACAGACAGCUGUUGAAUUAACAUUUGGAUCAUUAAUCCGGAAAAAAGCAACCGGGAUGAAAUUAUCAAUUUUAGAUGUUUUCAGUGCAUUGUUAGCCGCAAAACUUAUGAUCGGUGAAGAUCCCACAAAACAGUUUGGUGAUUUUAAAUUGAGUGAACAAAGGAAAUAUAUUGAUGGUGGAAAGAAUUUAAUGCCUCUUUAUGUUUCAACUUUUCAUGUUCGUCCAUGGAAGGAAGAUGCUCUUAAACCAGAAGAAGCGGCAUUAUUUCCAAAUUACGAAGAAAUGUUUGAAAAGCAUAAAAUGAAGAAAGAUCAUUAUAGGUGGUACGAAUUUAAUCCUUAUGAAAUUGGAAAUGAAGAAAAUCCGGCAUGGAUUCCUUCUUGGGCAUUUGGUAGAAAAUUUGAAUUUGGAAAAAAUAUUGAACGAUUUCCUGAACAAAAAGAAAUUCGGGGGAUCGAAAAAUUGCUUCCCAAUGGAAAAUUUAAAGAUGAACUUAUAAACCUUUAUGAUGAAGCCAUGGAAAAAAUUGGAACUCAAAACCAACAA
This is a messenger RNA of Diversispora eburnea, 1120 nucleotides long. The record is from the annotation of a GenBank genome assembly. NCBI's taxonomy places the organism in Eukaryota, Fungi, Glomeromycota, Glomeromycetes, Diversisporales, Diversisporaceae.